Nyctereutes procyonoides (raccoon dog) is the source of this 3095-nucleotide messenger RNA. RefSeq names its product CD4 molecule (gene CD4). Gene Ontology annotation, molecular function: coreceptor activity; protein tyrosine kinase binding; MHC class II protein binding. The transcript has 10 exons. Gene Ontology annotation, cellular component: external side of plasma membrane; membrane raft. NCBI's taxonomy places the organism in Eukaryota, Metazoa, Chordata, Mammalia, Carnivora, Canidae. Bases 238 to 1629 code for a protein of 463 amino acids. The record is from RefSeq and is a predicted model, not a curated record. Gene Ontology annotation, biological process: immune response; positive regulation of ERK1 and ERK2 cascade; cell adhesion.
CACUGGGGGCUGGCCCAGGCCUGGGGUGUGGAGGAGCCUUACCGCCGGGCUUCCUGUCUCUUCGUUUACAUACAUCUCUGCAGAAGUAACAAGCGUUCUUCCCAGUGGGCUCCUAGCCUUCACAUAGACACACCUGCGUGAGAAGCAGAGGGGAGGAAAGACACAGGCCCGGAGGCCCUGCGCUUUGUACGGUGUGGGGGGAAGGCCCAGGUCCCUGCCUGCCUCAGGGAAGCCACAAUGAAUCGAGAAGUGGCUUUUAGGCACCUGCUCCUGAUGCUGCAAUUGGUGAUGCUUUCAGCGGUCACUCCUGUAAGAGAAGUGGUGUUGGGGAAGGCAGGAGAUGCAGUGGAGCUGCCCUGCCAAACUUCCCAGAAGAAGAACAUAUACUUCAACUGGAGAGAUUCUUCCAUGGUCAAGAUUCUGGGAAAUCAGGGCUCCUUCUGGACUGUAGGCAGCUCCAGGCUGAAGCAUCGUGUUGAAUCGAAAAAAAACCUGUGGGACCAAGGAUCCUUUCCUCUGGUCAUCAAGGAUCUCGAAGUUGCUGACUCAGGAAUUUACUUCUGUGACACAGACAAGAGGCAAGAGGUGGAAUUGCUGGUGUUCAACUUGACUGCCAAGUGGGACUCUGGCAGCAGCAGUGGCAGCAGCAAUAUCCGCCUGCUGCAAGGGCAGCAGCUGACCCUGACCCUGGAAAACCCCUCAGGGAGUAGCCCUUCAGUGCAAUGGAAAGGUCCAGGGAACAAAAGCAAGCAUGGUGGCCAAAACCUUUCACUGUCCUGGCCGGAGCUGCAGGACGGUGGCACCUGGACAUGUAUCAUCUCCCAGAGCCAGAAGACAGUGGUGUUCAACAUAAACGUCUUGGUGCUGGCUUUCCAGAAGGUCUCUAACACAUUCUAUGCAAGAGAAGGGGACCAGGUGGAGUUCUCCUUCCCACUUAGCUUCGAAGAUGAAAACCUGGUCGGGGAACUGAGGUGGCAGGCACAGGGGGCCUCCUCGUCCUUGCUCUGGAUCUCCUUCACCUUAGAGAACAGGAAGCUGUCUAUGAAAGAGGCCCAUGCCCCCCUCAAACUUCAGAUGAAGGAAUCGCUCCCACUCCGCUUUACCUUGCCCCACGCUUUGUCUCGGUAUGCUGGUUCUGGAACCCUGACCCUGAAUCUUGCCAAGGGGACGUUGUACCAGAAAGUGAACCUCGUGGUAAUGAGAGCAAAUAGUUCUCAGAACAAUCUGACCUGUGAGGUGCUGGGACCCACCUCCCCUGAGCUGACACUGAGCUUGAAUCUGAAAGAGCAGGCUGCCAAGGUCUCAAAGCAGCAGAAGCUGGUAUGGGUGGUGGAUCCUGAGGGGGGAACGUGGCAGUGUCUCCUGAGUGACAAGGACAAAGUCCUGCUGGCAUCCAGCCUCAAUGUUUCAUCCCCAGUGCUCAUCAAGUCCUGGCCAAAGUUCUUGGCUAUCGCGCUGGGCGGGAUCUUAGGCCUUCUGCUUCUAAUUGGGCUCUGCGUCUUCUGUUGUGUUAAGUGCUGGCGCCGCAGGCGCCAGGCAGAGCGGAUGUCUCAGAUCAAGAGACUCCUCAGUGAGAAGAAGACCUGCCAGUGCUCCCACCGGAUCCAGAAGACAUGUAGUCUCAUUUGAGGCGCGGGGCCAGGUGGAGCUUCCGGCUUGCAAGCUCACCGGCUGUCUUCCCCUGCCUUUCCUGCUGGGCUUCUGGGCCUGCGGACCAGAUGAAUGUAGCAGACCCCAGCACUUCCAGCCCUCUCCAGCUCUCCUUAUUCACACUUAGCCAUUGGUCCUCCUCUUGCAGAGGCUUACGCCAUUUCUUCCCGUUUCCUUUGCAUCAAGCCUAGCCCUAUGGGUGACUUUUUCCCAACUCUCUCCCCCACUGCCCCCUGAUCCCAGGGAAUCAUGCGGGACCAGCCCUGCCUGGCUUGGAGGGCAAGGCAGGCUGUCUGAAGCAUGAAGCACAGGACUGUCAUAUUACUGGAAGGACCUUGGGACACAGCCAGUGGAGGGUAGAUCCAGAUCAAAAGGCUCCUGACUGCCAGCCUCCACUGCUCCAUCCUGCCCACUUCUCACUCUGUGUCGGCAGGGCAUAGCUCACAUCCUGACAUGUGCGCAAACAGGCAGCCCUGGACACACACCCAUGUACAGAGCCCACACUUGUACACAGACACAAUUCCUUGUCACCCAAACAGAACCACUCAAUUUCAGAGCCAGUUUCACAUCCUUUGUUUGUUUAAACCUUAAGAAAAUCUUACAGAGCAGUAGUGUCAGGACCAAGACUAGUAUCUCCAAUUUAUAGAUCAGAAAUGGAACUCGGAGGGGUCAGAUGAUUGCCCAAGGUCACACAGCUAGGAAGUGCCAGUGUCAGGACUAGCCCAGGUCUCUUAACCCCUAGUUCCAGGGCUCUAUCCCAAACACAGAGACAAGAAUCCCACAGAUCUCUGCAGCUAAUUAGUCACUGAUGCCCAGUCCUUACCCCUGGAUUCAUAAGGGCACACCACCCCAGGCAGGGCCUGCCUCAGAGAGUUCAGAAACACAGAAGAAGACUUCCCUGCCUAAAAUCCCUGCUCUAUCACCUGCUGGUGGCAGAAUCAUGUUACCAGAGGACAAAGCUGCCAAUUCUCCUAAUCAGAGCACAGGCUGGGAGCACAGGCCCUGUGGGAGAGUGCCCAGUGACCUACCACUCACCCUGUUGCAGAACCUUCUGGAAGGUGAGCUUUGCCAGGGGGAGGAGGUGGGAAGUUGGCUGGAGAGGGAACCCUCUGAGGGACCUCCUAUGAAGGAUUGACGGUGCUGGGCUUCAGUGCCACUGCCCUGUACUUUCCUUCAUUUCCCCCCCAAAACCAUUCAGGAUACAGGAAAAUUGGGGUUACGAUUAUUCUUCCUCCUCUUCUUGAUCCAUUUCUCUCAGGAUCCGCGGGCUCCUCUGCCUCUCCUUCCUUCCCUUUCUCACCAUCUGUCUCAGUCCCUACCGCCUUUCCCGAGGAGUCUUCUCUUUCCAGCUUGCCCCUUCCAGGAAGAACACCCAGUUGCUGCCAGGACUCCCCACUGCUGGCUCCGCAUUGCUGCCCACUCCCGCCCCUGCCUCCCUGAGCUGA